Pogona vitticeps (central bearded dragon) is the source of this 3244-nucleotide messenger RNA. It is a transcript of the gene TMEM168, whose product is annotated as transmembrane protein 168. The record is from RefSeq and is a predicted model, not a curated record. NCBI's taxonomy places the organism in Eukaryota, Metazoa, Chordata, Lepidosauria, Squamata, Agamidae.
GGGUCGGGCAGCGGGAUACAACAGCUAGCCCUCCCUGACGGCACGCCACCGCCUACGUUGCUUAGGGGUGAUGCGGGUGCAGGAAGUCCAAACAAAUUCGGAGCAGGGGUGAGACCCCGUUUGCUCUUCCACCAAAGCGAAAGGCUUGGGCAGAGUCAUGCCACAGAUAAAGGGUGAGCCGCGCUGGAGGGUUUUGCGGAGGAGGGAGAUGGCAAGCGAACUGGCAUCAGCUUCGUGACUCGCUUAAGGAACAAAAGAAAAGAGAACUCCCGCUUCUUCUAAACGCUGCCCACACGAGCCUGGAAAAGUUACCCUCUCGCCCACAACUCCCAGAAUCCCUCAGCUAGCCUGGCCGGGGGGCUUCUGGCCGUGGGUAGAGAAAGGAUUUCAAAGGCAAAACUUUUGGCGCGCCCUUUCUCCCGACCUCGUCCUCCUCCCGGAUUGUACUGACUAGGGUGUUUACGGGGGAUUGCAAGGGACGCCUCUUGUGGGCAUCCACGCAGCAGGAACGGGACUGAAAAGCAUCUACCACCCAAGCUUUUCCUACGGAUUUCUGUCAUCUCUGGCAAUUGUUGAUGAAGCAACACUACAAAAGGCUGGUUUUGCCCCACACAUCCUGGACGAAAUUUGAACACUUAUUUUCUGUCAAGUGAAUGCAGACUUUAUUAGUCAGCUUACAUGUGUAGGUCUCUGCGUUAUUGUGUUAGCCAUUGUCUCUAUGCAGCAAUGACAAGACUGGAAGAAGCAAACCGAGAAGUGAACAUGCAUUCCUCUGUCCGGUAUAUGGGCUACUUAGCCAGAAUUAAUUUAUUAGUUGCAAUAUGUAUGGGCCUGUAUGUCAGAUGGGAGAAGACUGCAGAUGCAUUAAUACUUGUUAUUUUUAUCCUGGGACUUUUUGUUCUUGGAAUUGCCAGUAUACUUUAUUACUAUUUUUCAAUGGAAGCAGCAAGUUUAAGUCUUUCCAAUCUUUGGUUUGGAUUUUUACUUGGCCUUCUCUGUUUUCUUGAUAAUAAUUCUUUUAAAAAUGACAUUAAGGAAGAAGCAACUAAAUACUUGCUUCUUUCCUCGAUAAUUAUAAGAAUAUUGUACACUUUUGUGCAGAGGAUAUGUGGCUGUGUUCAUCAUCAACCCACUUUGCUGACAACAGUUGAGUUUCUUGAGCUAGUUGGCUUUGCAAUUGCCAGCACAACUAUGCUAGUUGAAAAAUCCAUGAGUAUUAUCUUACUGGUUUUGGCUUUGGCAAUGCUGAUUAUUGACUUGCGGAUGAAGUCUUUCCUUGCAAUUCCAAAUCUGGUAAUCUUUGGAGUCCUUGCCUCUUUAUUGUUUUUUCCAUCUUUAGAAAUACCAACCAAUCCAUUUGCCUUGGGAUGUUUUUUUUGCUGUCUAAUAACAAACCCUCUUCUUGACAUCUACUUCAGUGGACUUUCAGUUACAGAACGUUGGAAGCCAUAUUUGUAUCGUGGUAGAGUCUGCCGAAGAUUUUCAGUUAUUUUUGUUGGGCUUGUUGAACUUAUUUUUUUCAUUCUGUCAGCCCUUAAACUGGGUGAUUUGGAUGUCUGGUAUUUUGUGAUACCAGGCUUUUCCAUUUUUGGCAUUUUCUGGAUGGUCUGCCACAUAAUUUUUCUUAUAACUCUCUGGGGAUUUCAUACAAAAAUAAAUGACUGUCACAAAAUCUAUUAUACACACAGGACAGAGAACAACAGCCUUGAUAGAGUUAUGGCAUCAAAAGGAAUGCGUCAUUUUUGUUUAAUUUCAGAGCGACUUGUUUUUUUCAGUCUUCUUUCAACAGCAGUUUUAGGUGCUGUCUGUUGGCAGAAAUCCAAUGGAAUCUUCAUGAGUGUGUUUCUAAUUGUGUUGCCUCUUGAAUCGAUGGCUCAUGGCCUAUUUCAUGAACUGGGAAACUGUUUGGGAGGAACAUGUGUUGGCUAUGCAGUUGUGAUUCCUACCAAUUUCUGCAGUCCUGAUGGCCAGCCAACCUUGCUUCCACCUGAGCAUGUACAAGAGCUUAAUUUGAGAUCAACAGGCAUGCUUAAUGCCAUCCAGAGGUUUUUUGCAUAUCAUAUGAUUGAGACUUAUGGCUGUGACUAUUCUACAAGUGGACUUUCUUUUGAUACACUUCAUUCCAAGCUGAAAUCUUUUCUUGAGCUUCGGACACCCGAUGGACCCAGACAUGAUACCUAUGUGUUAUAUUACAGUGGACACUCUCACAGUUCUGGAGAGUGGGCACUUGCAGGUGGUGACGUGUUACGGCUUGAGACACUUCUAGACUGGUGGAGAGAGAAGAACAGUUCUUUUUGUUCACGGCUUAUUAUAGUGUUGGAUUGUGAAAACUCCCAGCCUUGGGUUAAAGAAGUGAGGAAAGUCAGUGACCAGUAUAUUGCAGUUCAAGGAGCAGAAUUGGCUAAAGUGGUCGAUGUAGAAGAAACAGACCCUCCACACCUCGGCGAUUUUACCAGAGAAUGGGUUGAAUACAACUGUAACCCUGACAGUGGCAUCAGCUGGUUUGAAAAGGGACGUAACAUGAAAGCUGUGUAUGGAGUGUCAAAACGGUGGAGUGACUACACUUUACACUUGCCAACGGAAAGUGAUGUUGCCAAACACUGGAUGAUAUAUUUCCCCCGCAUCACUUACCCACUAGUUCAUCUGGCAAAUUGGUUCUGUGGUCUUAAUCUUUUCUGGGUCUGCAAAAUUUGUUUUCGGUGUUUGAAAAGAUUAAAAAUGAGUUGGUUUCUUCCCACAGUAUUGGACACAGGACAAGGCUUCAAACUCGUCAGAUCAUAGCUAUGAACCAAAGAUGAUCAGGAGUAAAAACUCUUAGAACUUGAAAACAUGACUGACAUGUAACUUUUUUCAUUUAUCACAGUUUACUGUUUGAAAAAGUGUAGCUACUUUUGUAGCUGUAUUCCUUUUGCUCAUUAUUCAGAGCAGCUGUAACAUUUGUGAAGAGUAAAAAAAAAUCUUCAGUAGAAAAUAAGGCCAACAUAGAUAUUAGCUAAAAUUUGUUCCUGGGUUGGAUCUGAAUUCUAUAAAAGCCAUUAAAUGGGAGUGUGCACUUGAGAGACAGGUUUGUGUGCUCAUUGUUAUUGGAGCCAUCUAACCUGUACUGGCUGAAAUUCUUUGCUUUUUUUAAAAGAAAUAGUUAUUCCUAUUACAUUCUGUACAUUCCACAUGAAAGAUGGAUGCACAUCAGUCUGAUGGAAAAAUUCCCCCCCCAAUUAAAGUUUCUUUUUCUGCAGAAGUUAAA